AUGACGCAGUCGGUUCGGCUCCAGGCAGGCUGGUCCGUCCAUCCUGGUGGUCAGCCCGACAGACAGAGGAAGCAGGAAGAGCUGACAGAUGAGGAGAAGGAAAUCAUCAACAGAGUGAUCGCUCGAGCUGAGAAGAUGGAAGAGAUGGAACAGGAGCGAAUCGGGCGCCUGGUGGACCGUCUGGAGAACAUGAGGAAGAACGUGGCCGGGGAUGGGGUGAACCGCUGCAUCCUGUGUGGAGAACAACUGGGGAUGCUGGGCUCCACCUGUGUGGUGUGUGAGGACUGUAAGAAGAAUGUCUGCAUCAAGUGUGGGGUGGAAACCUCCAGUAACCGCCCGCAUCCCGUGUGGCUCUGCAAAAUCUGCAUUGAGCAGAGAGAGGUGUGGAAGCGUUCCGGAGCAUGGUUCUUCAAGGGCUUCCCCAAACAGGUCCUCCCACAGCCUAUGCCUAUAAGGAAGACCAAGCCCCAGCAGCCUGUCAGUGAGCCUGCUGCCUCUGAGCAGGUCACCCCUGAGCCCAAGCAUGCUGCCCGGGCUCCAACCCGAGGUGACACUGAAGACAGGAGGGGCCCAGGUCAGAAGACAGGUCCUGAACCGGCCUCUGCUCCCGGGCGAGGAAGCUAUGGGCCUCCCGUGCGCAGGGCCUCUGAGGCACGCAUGAGCUCAUCCAGCCGGGACUCAGAGAGCUGGGACCACGGCCACAGUGGGGCUGCCAGUGACUCCAGCCGGAGCCCAGCAGGUAGGAAACAUGGGCAAAUCCAGACAGGCUUCCUGGAUGAGGAGAAUCCAAAGGAUUGGGGCGAGUCAGUGAGCCCCAACUGUGUGCCCUCCACCCUGGGUGCCCUGGAGUUCAGCCUUCUCUACGACCAGGACAACAGCUCCCUGCACUGCACCAUGAUAAAAGCCAAGGGACUGAAGCCCAUGGAUUCCAACGGCUUGGCUGAUCCCUACGUUAAACUGCAUCUCCUGCCGGGAGCUAGCAAGUCCAACAAGCUUCGUACAAAAACUCUGCGGAACACCCGGAACCCCGUCUGGAAUGAGACCCUUGUCUAUCAUGGCAUCACAGACGAGGACAUGCAGAGGAAGACCCUCAGGAUCUCUGUCUGUGAUGAGGACAAAUUUGGCCAUAACGAGUUUAUCGGUGAGACCAGAUUUUCACUGAAGAAACUGAAGCCCAACCAGAAAAAGAACUUCAAUAUCUGUCUGGAGCGGGUGAUCCCGAUGAAGCGUGCCGGGACCACUGGGUCAGCCCGAGGCAUGGCCCUUUAUGAGGAGGAGCAGGUGGAACGUAUUGGUGACAUAGAGGAACGUGGCAAGAUCUUGGUGUCCCUCAUGUACAGCACACAGCAGGGAGGCCUUAUCGUGGGCAUCAUACGCUGCGUGCACCUGGCCGCCAUGGACGCCAACGGCUACUCAGAUCCAUUCGUCAAGCUCUGGCUGAAACCAGACAUGGGAAAGAAAGCCAAACACAAGACUCAAAUAAAGAAGAAAACCUUGAAUCCUGAGUUUAAUGAGGAGUUUUUCUAUGACAUCAAACAUGGUGACCUGGCAAAGAAGUCCCUGGACAUCUCGGUCUGGGACUAUGACAUCGGCAAGUCCAACGAUUAUAUUGGAGGCUGCCAGCUGGGGAUCUCAGCCAAGGGAGAACGCUUAAAACACUGGUACGAAUGUCUGAAAAACAAGGACAAGAAGAUUGAGCGCUGGCACCAGCUACAGAACGAGAACCACGUGUCAAGCGAUUAGGGUGGGCCCCCAGGUCCCGGCUCCAUGCCCUACCCCAUGCCAGGUCACCCGCCAGCCUGACCCAGCUGCCCUUCGCACUCUGGUUUCUCUUCUCUCUGCCUCCCCCACCCUCUCCCUCCUUGCGCCUGCCUUUGAGGUGCCCCCUGACCUUGGGCACUGCUGCCAAAGACCUUUCUCCUCCAUCUGUGAUGCUGUGGUGCAGGCCCUGACUGCAGCCCCUCUCUGGUCCCUCUAGGAUGGAGCGGGAGGGAGAGGGAUGCAGAGAUUUUUACAAGGAGGCUAGAAUUUAACAAGCUGUCUGGGAAAACUGCAAAAGUUCUUCAUCAUUUAGGACUGUUUUUAGACCCUCCUGGCCUUGAACACACACACACACACACACACACACACACA
This is a messenger RNA of Leptonychotes weddellii (Weddell seal), 2133 nucleotides long. The record is from RefSeq and is a predicted model, not a curated record. Lineage: Eukaryota; Metazoa; Chordata; Mammalia; Carnivora; Phocidae.